AUGGAGGGCAUUGCGAUAGGUGCCCUCUUCAAUAGCAUCUUGCCCAAGCUUCUGCAAAAGAUUAAAGACUCCAAGCGAGAGAAGAUUGCCAUCAGUCGUAGCAUUGACGAUUUCCAGAGGGAGGCUGAAGUGGUGCAGUCUCAACUUGAAGAUGGCUACUCCCAGUCCGAGUAUGAAGGCAAAGCCAAGCUGAUGGGGAUCGACCGACGACUCAAAGUCUUGUGUCAAGAUACACAUGACUGUAUACACCGGUUCCUGCGCAAGGGAUCUAUGGAGAGCUGCGCCGAGUUAGCGGCCAAGAUCCAAGGAUUCAACGACAACGUCCACAAGCUACACGAUGAAGCCCGAGAGUGCAUCACUUCAUUGAAAGCAUCGGCCAAGCCUUCUUAUCCGUAUGUUCCUCCCGACAAGGUAGUGGACAGGCUUGAACGCCUCGCUGAGCUGCAGGAUCUUGUACAGCUACCCAGCAGCCAAGAUGCGCCCAAGGUGAUCUCCAUCCUUGGCUUUGAUGGCCUAGGCAAAACUAUUCUUGCCAGAAAAUUCUAUGAUAGCACCCAAGCCCACGCGAAAUUCCAUCAUCAGGCCUGGGUUACUGCGGCUGGCACCCAUGAGGAGCUUGUCCACAAAAUACUCAAGCAGAUUGACGUUGAAGGAGACCAUGGCCAUGUCGAGGACCUCUAUGGCCUCUGCGACAGACUGCGGGAUUUCCUAAAGGGCAAAGAGUACCUAAUUGUAAUUGAUGACAUGAAGAGGUGUGAGCUAUGGAACGGCAUAAAACAUGCCUUCGAUGAUGUGAAGGGCAUAGUCCUCGUGACGACGACCAUUCAGGCAGUAGCUAAUACUUGCAGCCAAUGCAUUAACGGUUAUGUGUACAAGCUGUCACCCCUUGAUGAACAUGAGUCUUUAGACCUGUUCGAGACAGCGUGUAGUAAUGGGGAUUCUGGUCAUGCGGCAGAAAUAUUGAAGAAAUGUGGUGGUCUACCACUUGCUAUACUCAACGUGGCCAAUUAUUUGCAGCGUGAGGAUGUGUUGUCAAGCGCUGGAUGUAAAGCUGCUUGUAGGGAUCUUGGUGCUCUUCUGGUGCAAGACAAUGGGUCCAAUUUACCAGGAAUGCAACAAGUGCUUAUGAAUAAAUACACCGGUCUGCCUAGUUGUGCUAUCAGAUCCUGCUUGCUAUAUUUUUGCAUGUACAAGCUAAACAUGGAUGCACUCCCCAAGAGGAAUUCUCUGAUAAGGCGAUGGCAAGCGGAAGGAUUUGUUGAUGGAAAAACCGGAUCUGAAUAUUUGAAGACCCUCAUCAACCGCAACAUCAUUCAGACCAUGGAGGUAAACACAGACGGAACUACAAAGAGAUGCCGACCUCCUGGAAUGAUGGCCGAGUACAUUUCUGAGAUUUCCAAGUCCGAGAAUUUUGCUGCUUUGGUGUCUGAUCUAGAAGAGACGCGAAAGCACCGCAUCCGCCGGCUUUCUUUCGAUGAUGGCAGUGCUGCAGAUGACAGAAGAAUUUCAGGCAUGGAUUUUAGUAUUGUUCUAACUCUGGCAAUUUCAGGAAUUGGAUCUGAAGCUAUUCUGAAUUUUGAGAAGUAUGAGCUACUGGCAGUUUUGGAUCUGAAAGAAUGUACAAGUAUCAAUGAUAAUCAUGUCGAAGCUAUAUGCAUGCUGCUUCUGCUGAAAUAUUUGAGCCUAGGGAAGACUAUAGGGAAGAUACCAAGGGCCAUUGGUAAACUAGAGCUGUUAGAGAUGCUCGAGAUGAGGACGACUGAAACAGUAUUAGUGCAUAGAGAAGUCCUCCAGCUACCCAACUUAAAACACCUCAUUGGAAAGUUUCAUCUCAUCUACAAGCGACCGAUUGAGGUCGAAAUUUCCAAGGAUGAGCGCCUGAAGAAGUUCUUGUCAAAUAAGAGUGUCCUAGAGACGGUUACGGCAUAUGUCAGUCGAACUGCCAAAGGAUUUCCGGAGCCGAUGCUUCAUAUGAUGCAGUUGAGGAAGGUUAAAAUAGUUUGCACUUACGAAGCAGAUGACACGGACAAGGAAGUUCUUACAACAGCGAUCAAGAAAUUCAUUCAUAGAGGCACGAACAAUGUUAUUUGUGGCCACAGCCAUUCCCUAUCAAUAAACUUCUAUAAAUGCACGUCCAUCGUUCAUGAAUGUCUAUUAGGUCCCGGCAGUCUUACCUCGCUCAAAUUGCGUGGUGAUUGGAGACCAUUUCUCGGUGCCAAUCCAGAUUUUACAAACAUAUCUGGUAUUACCAAGAUGUGUCUUUCACACACUUAUCUGAGCGGGAAUAAAGUCCUUGCCGGUCUGACAGGUUUGAUAGCACUGGAAUAUCUGAAACUGGAAGAAGAAGAUAUGGGGUCCCUUGAGAUAGAACCCGAAACUUUCCAAAAGCUGACAGGGUUAUGCCUUGUGGGCGAAAAAAGCCUUUACGGCAUAACAAUCAAGCCUAGAGCUCUGCCCCGACUUGUCUCACUUCACCUGAUCUGUCAAGUUAUAGAUAGGACAGUCCAACUUUUGGAUGGAAGACUUGAACGUCUGCGGGAAAUCGCACUCCACUCCGGAGUUGCACCAGAAAUAAAAGAAGCCUGGAAAAAAGCUGCAAAGCUCCAUCCUAACAGGCCCGAAGUUGUUUUCAUUCACAAGGCAUAA
Messenger RNA from Triticum turgidum subsp. durum (durum wheat), 2646 nucleotides. The record is from the annotation of a GenBank genome assembly. NCBI's taxonomy places the organism in Eukaryota, Viridiplantae, Streptophyta, Magnoliopsida, Poales, Poaceae.